AUGGAACACAUAAAAGGCACCACCACGGAUCCUGAUAACUCUCAUCAAUCCCUGCACCGUCUCGGCAGCCACGAUCUCCAAGAACUCACCAACAUCGAGCUCACCAAACGGAAAGAAAACAAACGGAUCUUAAACAAAUGCAAGCACGAAGGCAAGACAUGUAGGCAGAAUGUCAGUCAAGGAUUCGUGACCUCAUGGAUGAUCGCUUACGUCUCCCAGUACUUGAUCGGGGUUCUGCCAUCUGUUUUGACAGGCAAGGCUUUCAAGAAUACGGCAAUCUUCAAGAAGAGCGGAGGGCGUGACACAAUCGGAUUCGCGUUCUUCGUGUCGUCCUAUCUAUCAGCCUACAAGGCCCUACUCUGCGCCAUGCGACAAUACCGACCUUACCAUGAGGGAGACCGGCUCAAUGCGUUCGUCGCAGGAUCAGUUGCAGGACUGGCGAUGUGGAUUGACAAAAACAAGAUUCGCAGAAAGGCACUCGCCCUCUACCUCUUCACACGGUCCAUCCAGUUCGGAUCAAGCUACUCGAUGAAGAAGUGGGCUGAGCACCGGGAAGCCAAGAGAUCGACCCAGCACCUCACUUUCCGGGAUGCUGUUCAUUCGUCAGGAAAGGAGCACGCACUGAUCACACAGUCAGGAUGGGGCGAUAUCCUCGCCAAGGUCAUGUUGUCGUCGGCCGGUGCGGUGUUGAUGUCGUCGUCAGCUGCAGUCAACCUCUAUGCGUGCAUGGUUGAGCCGGAUACAAUGCCGCAGUCUUACUGGAGGUUCAUAAUGCACCACACCGGUCUGCCUCAAAAGUUUGGACCUAUGCUCAAACCUCUAUUGGACGUCUUUGCGUCACAGCUGUUCGUGUUGGAUGCACUCCCUCCCGGCGUAGAGGGUAUCACGAUCCCUGCUGGUGUCACCUCUAGGGAGUUUAUAUCCACCCUCUCACCCAGCGUCGCGAGUGUGUUCCCGAGUCAUGUCCACCAUGAAUACCAACUGUGCGCGCUAAUGCACCCAUUGACACCGUGUUCUGGCCAUCUCAAGGAUGUCCUUGCUGGCGAGUUUGGCCGUGCAUUCAGGAUGUACGCUCCCCUCAACUUUCUUCUGACGCUUGUCUUCCAGCGCAAAAAAUUGGCGACCCAGCCCAAAGAGGUUGCACAGCGAUAUAUCAAAUCUACCAUUCGGUCAACCCUCUUCAUGACGAUGUACUUUCUCAACGGAGUCAUUGCAGGAUUCGCAGUCUUGAUUGAAGCACCAGGCCGACAGAUAGAGCUGGGACUCUAUUGCUUGCCUCGCGCAUUGGAUACAGCAUGGCAUUUGAUGCUGAAGCGUGGAUUGGUCCGCAAUAUUCCUAAUGCUGAGAUGGCGUUGUUCUGUGCCUCGAUGGGAUUGAUGAUGACCAUCUACCAGAACGACCCCAGUGUUAUCAAUAAUAACUACCUCUCCGUCCUCACUCGUGUCUUCGGACGUAAUUAG
Molecule: messenger RNA, 1461 nt
Organism: Linnemannia hyalina
Lineage: Eukaryota; Fungi; Mortierellomycota; Mortierellomycetes; Mortierellales; Mortierellaceae
Source: the annotation of a GenBank genome assembly